Messenger RNA from Cajanus cajan (pigeon pea), 1098 nucleotides. Its product is annotated as dirigent protein 22. Lineage: Eukaryota; Viridiplantae; Streptophyta; Magnoliopsida; Fabales; Fabaceae. The record is from RefSeq and is a predicted model, not a curated record.
UAAUUAAUUUGUUUAUCAUUGUUUCUAAUCCUUCCAGCAUCAUUCUUUUUUCUUCUUAUGUUUGACAGCACUUAAGUAUCAUUGUUAAUAUGUCAGCCACCGAGGCACAGUUGGUCAACGGUCAACUCAAGGUAUGUCUCUUCACGAUGCUUCUUUUCUCUUUAUAGUUUAUAAAUCUCCUCCUCCACACUUGCUUUCUCUUCAUUCCAAUUUCCAACCAUGGCAAGCCGUUUUGUGGUUCUCGCCCUUCUCAUCUCCUGCCACGCCCUGGCUUCCACCAACGCCGAAGAAACAGGCUUCGUGGGCCCACUGGACCGCAAAACAUUGGGCCUAAAAAGGAAAGAAAAGUUGAGCCAUUUCCGCUUCUACUUCCACGAAAGCUUCACCCCAAACAACGCCACCACCGUCACGGUGGUGCAGCCCCUCCCCAAGUACAACGCCACCACCUCCUUCGGGUCGGUCGGGGUCACCGACAACGCCUUGACCGUAGGACCCGAGCGCACCUCCAAGGUGGUGGGAAGAGUGGAAGGCGUUGUGGCCGCCACCUCACAAUCGGAGUUCAAUCUGUUGGUGGUUCUGAACUUUGUCUUAACCGAAGGGAGGUACAAUGGAAGCAGCAUCGUGGUGUUGGGGAGGAACCGUCUCUCCCUCAAGGUUAGGGAGUUGCCGGUGAUCGGAGGUACUGGGGUGUUUAGAUUUGCCACUGGGUAUGCUGAAACUAACACCAUCUUUCUUGAUCCCAAGACCAGGUCUACCGUUGAGUACAACGUUUAUGUUUCUCAUUACUGAUGACGUCUACGUGUUGAAACUUGAAUGCGUGCGUUUAAGGAUUCGUUUCACCUUGUGCUUUGAAUUUGUGUGUUCCUCCUAUGAUUGAAUGUGGGAGGAGGUUUACCGGAUUUUACAUUUUUUCAGUGUGAGAUUGUAAUGAUUUCUAUACCGGAAACUGGAUAUUUAAAAUGAGAUAUUUGGAUUUUUCAGAACUUUACACCACGUACGGAUAUGAUAAUAUAAUAUCUGAAAAAUGUACGUAUCAAGAAAAGUUGAAUUUUGGGUUGAAACGUUGUUAGUGGAACUCCACUUAAAUUUCUUAAAUUA